Molecule: messenger RNA, 1788 nt
Organism: Striga hermonthica
Lineage: Eukaryota; Viridiplantae; Streptophyta; Magnoliopsida; Lamiales; Orobanchaceae
Source: the annotation of a GenBank genome assembly
AUGGGUGAUGAUGAUUAUUACAUGAGCGGCGGCAGCGAGGAGGAGGAGGAGGAUUACUAUGGGUCCGAUCAAGAGGCGGAGUCGCUCGACGGGCUCGAAAACGAUGAGUCCGAUGAUCGGUGGGCCCAGUCCAAAGCUCCGUCUUCAAAGAUAAUUACAAAAGAGUCUCUGUUGGCUGCUCAGAGGGAAGAUUUGCGAAGGGUAAUGGAUUUGCUAUCAGUGAGAGAACACCACGCCCGGACCCUUCUGAUCCAUUACAGGUGGGACGUUGAUAAACUGAGUGAAGUUUUCUCCGAUAAAGGGAAAUCUUGCAUGUUAUCAGAAGCUGGUGUGACCGGGGUCGAACUUAACGACCUAGAUCUACCAGAAUCUUCCUCCACAGUGAUGUGUAACAUCUGCAUGGAUGAAGUGCCCUCGGAAGAUUUGACCAAAAUGGACUGUGGCCACUGCUUUUGCAACUCUUGCUGGACAGAACAUUUCAUAGUCAAGAUAAAUGAGGGCCAAAGCAAGAGGAUCAAGUGCAUGGCUCACAAAUGCAACGCCAUAUGCGAUGAAGCCAUCGUCCGAAAGCUAGUCAGUGUGGACCACCCUGAUUUAGCAGAGAAGUUCGAAAGGUUUCUUAUCGAGUCGUACAUCGAGGACAACCGCAUGGUCAAGUGGUGCCCAAGUGUGCCCCACUGUGGGAAUGCAAUACGCGUGGAGAAUGAAGAGAUGUGUGAGGUGGAGUGCUCUUGCGGCCUGCAGUUCUGUUUCAGUUGCCUGUCAGAGGCCCAUUCCCCCUGCUCGUGCUCAAUGUGGGAGCUUUGGGCGAAAAAAUGCCGUGACGAGUCCGAAACAGUGAAUUGGAUGACGGUGCACACCAAACCUUGUCCCAAGUGUCACAAGCCAGUCGAGAAGAACGGCGGUUGCAACCUUGUCAGUUGCAUUUGCGGGCAAGCAUUUUGUUGGCUUUGCGGUGGGGCUACCGGUCGAGGGCAUACGUGGUCCCAAAUUGAUAAUCACAGUUGUGGUCGCUAUAAGGAAGACAACGAGAAGAAGGCCGAGCGUGCAAAACGGGAUCUUUAUCGGUACAUGCACUAUCACAACCGUUACAAAGCUCAUAUGGACUCCUCCAAGCAGGAAUCCAGGCUAAGGGAGACGAUAAAGGAAAAGGUGUCUCAUCUGGAGGCUCGGGACUCAAACUUGAGGGAUUUCAGCUGGGUCACAAACGGGCUCUACAGGCUCUUCAGAUCUAGACGGGCCCUUUCAUAUUCAUACCCUUUCGCGUUCUACAUGUUUGGAGGUGACCUGUUUAGAGGCGAGAUGACAAAAGAGGAGUGCGAGAUAAAGCAGAACUUGUUUGAGGACCAGCAGCAGCAGCUCGAGUCGAACGUCGAGAAGCUGUCCAAAUUUUUCGAGGAGCCGUUUGAUGAGUAUCCCGAUGAACAAGUCAUGCAAAUAAGGAUGCAGGUUAUUAAUCUCUCUGUGAUCAUUGAUGACCUCUGCAAAAAGAUGUAUGACUGUAUCGAGGACGACUUAUUGGGAUCACUCCAAUUUACAAUUCACAAUAUAGCUCCUUACAAUUCAAAAGGGAUUGAGAAGGCAGAGGAACUGAAUGUUGAACUGGGUGGUGAAUCGUACGUGAAGAAUGAAUGUCAAACGGCUGCUGAUCAGUCUGCCGGCCUGAUAGAACUUGGGCAAUCAUCGGCAUCUGUGACUUGGGCUGAUAGCCAUAAAUCUUCUCGCAAGCGUCCUAGAAAAGAAAGCAACACAGAUAGUGUGUUUGAUCUCAACUUGCCAGCCAAGUAA